Messenger RNA from Diabrotica balteata, 2778 nucleotides. NCBI's taxonomy places the organism in Eukaryota, Metazoa, Arthropoda, Insecta, Coleoptera, Chrysomelidae. The record is from the annotation of a GenBank genome assembly.
GUGUAUAGUACAAUGCCUGGUGUUGCGGAAAUGGGAAUGGUGUGGAUGGGGGCUGGACAGACAACAGGUGAUAUGUCAAUGGGAGAACUGAUGCCCAAUGAUAACAACGACAUGCUUCUAGAUCACGAUAACAUAUAUUAUACACCAUCUAAUCACAGCAUGUCUAACCAAUCCAUGGAUGAUAUCCACACUGGGACCAGUUCACAUAUGGAUACCAUGGAAAACUAUGACAUGAUGCAUUACUUAGAUAUAAAAAAUGAAAGCAAUGAUUCUAGCUAUAUGGAUGAUGACAGUUCUAAUCCUGUAUAUAUGAUUACAACUUCUACUCAAACACUGCCAUGUCAAAAGAAAAUUAAGCCAAUCAAGCAUCCUGGUCUGGUACUUAAGACACCAAUAGCUUAUCACAGCAAUACUGACCCUUCUGUAAUACCUAUUCAGAAAGAUGGCAUUGCCGUAUGUGAAAAGUGCGGUGCCAUAGGGGUAAAACACGCUUUUUACACCAGGGAACGACGUUUCUGCAGUAUGGCCUGUGCUAGGGGAUAUAGCGGCCUUAUACCAGAACCUUUACCACAACAGUAUCCAAGUACACCAGACAACAAGCAGCAUUUUGCUAAGUAUCGGUUCAGUAUGAAGCUAGAAGACGACUUUACUGAUUCUUAUAUAGAUGAUCCAUUACCACAACUCUCACCUCUACCAGAACUACCUCCUAUUGACGAUUCCCUUCCUCUCAUCAGGAGGAAACCUGCUGAAUUGGCCAAUUCGUUUGAUUGGGAUUCAAUGUUUUCAGAGCCAUACUUUGUGGCGGCACCAGUUACUUGUUUCAAGCAUGCUCCUAUGGCAGAUAUUUGGGACAAUAUCAUGGUUGGUAUGAAGGUCGAAAUAGAAAAUACGGACUGCGAUAACGUUUCCGAAGCUUUUGCUGAUUCAUUUUGGGUCGCAACUGUCGUGAGGAUAGUUGGGUAUAAAGCACAGUUGAGAUAUGAAGGGUUCGGUGAAAAUGAUUCCAAAGAUUUCUGGGUGUCGCUUUGUUCCAAUCAAGUUCAUCCUGUAGGAUGGUGUGCCACUAGAGGAAAGCCUUUGAUACCUCCAAAGACAAUCGAAAACAAAUAUAGUGAUUGGAAAGAUUUCUUGAGGAAACGUCUGACGGGUGCUCGAACCUUACCUUCGAAUUUUAGCAAUAAAGCGAGCGAUAGCCUCAAAUCUAGGUUUGAAUGUGGCCUUAAUCUCGAAGUCGUCGAUAAAGAUCGUAUAUCCCAAGUGAAAUUGGCCAUUGUGCACAAAAUCGUCGGGAAAAGAUUAAACGUCAAAUAUUACGAUAUGCCACCUGAGGAUGAUGGCUUUUGGUGCCAUGAAGAUUCUCCAUUAUUGCAUCCAGUUGGUUGGGCCAAGAAGGUUAACCAUCAUCUGGUGGCUCCCAUAAACUACCUCGAGCGCGUCAACGACGGGAUUUUCGAUGACGACGAUGCUACGGAAGAACUCUUUAAUCCAUACCAAGUAGGUUUCGCGGAAAAUUCCCAAUCUGGUUUCUGUAUAGGGAUGAAGUUGGAAGCUAUAGACCCGCUGAAUCUAUCUUCUAUCUCCGUAGCCACCGUCACGGACGUUUUAAAUUAUGGUUACAUCAUGAUACGUAUCGACACGUACGAUUCUGAUGUUACCGGCGCUGACUGGUUCUGUUACCAUGUGAAGUCGCCUUGUAUAUUUCCUGUGGGCUUCUGUGAAAAACAUAAUAUACCUUUAACUCCACCAAAAGGUUACGAUGCUUUAACAUUCAAUUGGAAAUCCUACCUGUUGCAAACAGGCAGCAGCCCGGCUGUACCAUCUUUAUUUAAAACGUUUAUUCCUUUACAUGGUUUUCAACCAGGAAUGAAAAUAGAGGCAGCUGAUCUCAUGGCCCCACGAUUAUUGUGCAUAGCUACCAUUGCCAAGGUCACAGGACGAUUGUUAAAAGUGCAUUUUGAUGGAUGGGAAGAUGAGUAUGAUCAAUGGUUAGAUUGUGAAAGCCCUGAUAUAUAUCCUGUCGGUUGGUGUCAAAGUGUGGGGUAUAAAUUAGAAGGGCCUCCACGGUUUGCCAAGCAACUUUUACCAGCGGUGAAGACUCAAAAAGUAAAGAAGAGAGGUCGUAAAAAGAAGAAGGAAACAGUACCGAAAUCACAACAGCAUGCAGCUACAUCCACCAAUAGUGAAACUUCGUCAGUAUUCGAAACUCCGGAGCCUUUGGAGCGUAUGGAACAGUCAGAAACGUCGGAACUGGCUGGGCUUGAAGAACCCGAAGAAAUGCCAGCAGAUUUAGCAACCAUUGUUCCCGAUAUUGAGUCGCUCGCUUCUACCGAGGACAUCAACGAUAGUCAUGGACCUGAGACCGGACAGGAACCUGCAGGUCCAGAUCAAAGUUUACCGAUAUCUUCGGAAGUAGUUGAUCAUUCUUUUAAUUCAUGUGUUAAUUCAUCCACUCCGAGCAGUCCAAAAGUGAUACCCAGACUAAUAGAUAACUCAGGUAAUACUUCUGAAAGAAGUGAACUUUGUCCGAAAGAAUGGAGUUCCUCCGAUAUUGUUCAAUUCCUCAGGGUUAACGAUUGCGCUAAUUAUAGCGAUGCCUUCAGUAAACAGAAUAUCGACGGAAAGAAGCUUCUAAAUCUGAGCAAAGAAGAUGUCAUAGACAUUACUGGCGGCAAGGUCGGCCCCUCCUUGAAGAUUUAUGAUCUCGUCCAACAACUUAAACUUAAAAUGAACAUCUCUCAAGUUCGUCAUAGUAAAGCAAAUAUCAAAAAGUUCUUAUAG